CAUACUCAUAUCUAUGCAACAACAUUACAACAUACUCAUAUCUAUGCAACAACAUUACAACAUACCCAUGCGUAUGCAACAACAUUACAACAUACUCAUAUCUAUGCAACAACAUUACAACAUACCCAUGCGUAUGCAACAACAUUACAACAUACUCAUAUCUAUGCAACAACAUUACAACAUACACAUGCGUAUGCAACAACAGUACAACAUACACAUACCUUUAAUUUUGUCAAACUCAUUGACAACAUCACCACUCAUUUACAUGUGCAAACAUCACAACACAAAAUAUCAUACAUAACACACACACACGCACGCUCACCCUCUCUCUCUCACACACACACACACAAACACACAAACAAACACACACAC
Helobdella robusta is the source of this 372-nucleotide messenger RNA. RefSeq lists its product as hypothetical. The record is from RefSeq and is a predicted model, not a curated record. Lineage: Eukaryota; Metazoa; Annelida; Clitellata; Rhynchobdellida; Glossiphoniidae. The annotation marks the transcript as partial. The transcript is spliced from 2 exons.